Messenger RNA from Eutrema salsugineum, 2450 nucleotides. RefSeq lists its product as uncharacterized. Bases 209 to 2377 code for a protein of 722 amino acids. Lineage: Eukaryota; Viridiplantae; Streptophyta; Magnoliopsida; Brassicales; Brassicaceae. The record is from RefSeq and is a predicted model, not a curated record. The transcript is spliced from 6 exons.
UUCCCUCUCUUCUUCUUCAUCUUGUUUUAAAUUACUUUCUCUCUCUCUUGCUCAUGUUUAAACCCUAGAUUGGCGAGUUACGAAUUGGAAGCCCAGGUUCCGGCCUUCAUUUCCUCCUCAGUCUAAUUAAGCAUCAAGGAGCUCGAUUUGGUGUAAAUUUCGGUUUUUGGGAGCUUAAAUCAGUUAAAGUAAUUGUCUGCUAGUUACAAUGGUGGAGUUACGAAGUCGCACCCAUUUGCAUUCCCAAUUGCAUUCUAUCCGGACCAUUACAGACGGAUCAAUCAAGAUAUUGCUGAAUGUGGUUGCUAAAGGGAAAUCAAAGCUCAAAUUUAGACAGUUGGUGGAUGUAUACAAUCAGGGAAACACCGAAGAUGAUGAGUCAAUCCCAAUAGUAGUCAGGGAUUUGGACAAUGUUUCUGACAUGACACAAGGUUCUGUUAUGUUUGUCGCUGAGGCGGAUAUCAAAACUGAGCCAGAAGAUUUCAGCCUGACGCUGGAGAAGAUUCGGAAACAAUGCAAAGAAAAGAAGAGGAAACUUAGGAACCGUGGAGAUGCUGUGACCGCCUCACAGGUUAAAGUUAAACAAGAGUCUUUGACUGAAGAUGAAGGAUGUGAUCUUGAGGAGCCUCUUAGCAGUUGGAAUACGAAAUUCUCCAAGAGAAGAAAGAAAAAGCAAGAGGGUAAAACAAAGUGUAGUUCUACUUCCUCUCCAUCUGCUAAAAAGGUUGAUUUGUUGCCUGUCUUUCAUGAUGUCAAGCCCGAGACUUGGGAUGAUAGCUAUUCAGUUCCUGAAGCCAUGGAUUUUAUUCCCACAGACCCUUUACUAGUUUGUAAUAAAGAGCCAGAAUCUACUUCAAAUACAGAGUUGGUGGAAGAGAUUAUUCAUGAUUUGCCCAAGGACACAACACUGGCUCUAUAUUGCACUUCAGCGCCAAAUUUUCCUGGAAUGGUAACCACUGAAGAGCUCAUAACUACAAACCCGGUGGACAAAGAUUUUGAGGAUGCAUCAGAAGAGUUUAUCAAAGCAAGGAAAGCUCGAUGCUGCCUUGUUGAUAACCUUGCUAUUGAGAAUCAGGAAAAUGUUUUGUGCGGUAGUGUAUCUAGAGAAGCGAUUAAAUUGGAGACUCCACAAAGUUCAGAAUCUGAGACCAUUGGUGGUGUCAAGAAUCUCAUUUAUUCUAAUACUAGCUCGGGGACCGAUGAAGUUAUAGAGGAUGAGGAAAGCAAUUAUUCAAAGCCUAACUUAGACAUGGCCAUAACUGGUUUGGAGAUUGUGAAGAUAGAAGCUCCAGAAAUACUUGCUACUGAUUACUCAGGUUUGCUUCCCAUGGAAUUUGGGGUUGAGGAUACCCAGAUUGUGUGGGAAAAUGAAGACAUUGCAAAGGAUGAGUUUCCUGAAGCCACUGAUAUUCUCCAGCUGACCAGCUGUUGUAAUUCACUGGAAAAUUUGCAUUUAGUUUCUGAUGACAGCCCAGUUUCAUUAGAAGAAGAUCAUCUGCCAGAAAGAUUACAACAAUCUUCAUCCUCAGGGAAUGUAGAUGAAGCAGAAGACUACAAAUCAUCACAACUCUUUCAGGCACCUGAAGAGGUUAAAACAGCUGAAGAGACUGACAGUAUCCAGCAACAAGAGCUACAUUCUCAACCUGAAAAACUACUUUCAGGCAGAAAGGCUUUAUCUCCCACCUCUCAAGCAAAACUUCGCAAGGCAAUGGAGCACCCUGAUACACCUGAGAAGCGGUGUACAAAAUCCAAAGGGAAACUCUACUUCAGUAGCCUAAACGCACAUAGGAUCCUUAAGGCUCAAGGGCUGGACAGCAUCGACCGAGUGGAAGUCAUUUCAAAUUCAAAGCAAGCCAUUCGAAAAGCAAACAAUAAUACUCGGCAAACGCAGUAUCAAAGAGCCACACACAAGUCUCCUCGUCGUGAAACUCAGGCAGCAAAACCACAGCCUUUUAGCACUGGACGUACCUCGUUACAAGGUUGCACACAGAAAGCUAUUACCUUCUCUCAAGGGCAAGUGCGUGAUUUUCAAUUUGUUGCAGCUAAGCUCACAAAAGAGCUUAAAUCGAUGAGACAAAUUACAAAGAGAUGUCUCCUAGCUGAAGGCAACCCCUCCAACAUGUCUGACUGUGACUUGGAUGAGGUGAAAGCUUUGAUUGGAAAUGCAGAAAAAACUGAACAGAGUAGCAAGAAAUGGCUUUCCAUGAUCGAACGUGACUGUAAUCGGUUUUGCAAACUCAUGGGUAUGGUCAGAGAAGAUUCUCCAGCUACUGAAAACAUUGUUCAGAAGACAAAGAAGAUUAGAUUUGCAGAUGAUGCAGGAGGAGAUCUCUGCCAUGUCAAGGUUUUUGAUCUUGAUUUGGAAUCUGUAUCAUAAACAAAGUCUGUAAAAUUAGUGUAAACUCUUUCACGUGAGCUCUCUCGCAGCAUUUGUACAUUACUGUUUUUCG